Alternaria rosae is the source of this 2072-nucleotide messenger RNA. RefSeq lists its product as uncharacterized. The record is from RefSeq and is a predicted model, not a curated record. Lineage: Eukaryota; Fungi; Ascomycota; Dothideomycetes; Pleosporales; Pleosporaceae. The coding region runs from base 88 to 1890 and encodes 600 amino acids. Gene Ontology annotation, biological process: regulation of DNA-templated transcription; DNA-templated transcription. The transcript is spliced from 2 exons. Gene Ontology annotation, cellular component: nucleus. Gene Ontology annotation, molecular function: DNA-binding transcription factor activity, RNA polymerase II-specific; zinc ion binding; DNA binding.
GCUUCAAUGUUCGGUACUCAUAAAGAUGUUGCGGCCGCAUCUGCCAACUUACAUCCGACCGCCUCUCGCACCAUCACAUGAACCGCCAUGACGCAUGCUCGGGAUGUGCAGACAUGCAUCCGCUGCCGUUCAGCCAAGCGUCAAUGCGACAAACUCCGACCCGCGUGCUCACGCUGCAACAAGGCGAAGACCAAUUGCACCUACGAAGUACAGACUCCAAAAACGCCAUCACUCAAAUCUCCCAGUCGCUCGGAGGAGGCUCUCGAUACCACACCUGCAUCUUCCUCGCCUGAUUCGCGCGUGAAAAGACGCGCUCGAGCCUGCUUCUCCUGCACACGAUGCCAUCGACUCAAGAUCAAGUGCGAUAGAAGAUCGCCUUGUAGCAGAUGCGCACGUUCCGGGUAUGAGACAACAUGCCUCUAUACGCACAGAGUCAAGAUAGCCGAGAAGCCGAUCGUACCAUCUUCCACCUUCGCGGAUGAGGACCCCGAGUUCGUUGUUGCUACUUGGUUCUUGAAGAAACGAAGCUCUAGUCAUUUCAGAGCUCUCCUCGACCGGUUGGAAACAUUACCUGGCCUUGAGGCGCCCCCGUUCACCAUGGCCAUGCGGGAGCACAUUGCAGGAAACUGCUCAAGUGAUUUCGCGCUAGCUGGUAACUUCCCAUUUGGAAGUUCUCAGUCUCAACCGUACGCUUCGCUUGAUAAGAUCCAUGAUCUCUUGCAAAACUCCACCGCUACUGCAGUGCUCUACACCGAGGCAUACUUUAGGGUAUAUUAUCCUGGUCUGCCAGUACUCAAUCUCUCUACAUUCAUGUCAAGGAUGGAGAGUUUCCACGAUACUCCUGAGUUGGAAGAUUUCAGCUGGCUCGCUCAAUACUUUGUAGUACUCGGUCUUGGAGCCUAUGCAACAGCCACCGACGAGGUUGCUUCUUCGGAAUAUUUCUACGCCAGCGAAGCUUGCUUAGCGAAGACCGCAUACAUGUAUCGUCCGACGACCACAAACAUCAGCACGCUGUGUCUCAUGGUACUUGCAAAGUCAGUCGCAUGUGCAACUUGCUGGGCACUAGACACCAGCUGGACUGUCAUGGGUCUUGUCGUUCGCUUGUCCAUGAUGAUGGCGUUACACAAGGACUGGAUGGCUGGAUUUGACGAACCGGCAAUCGCCCACGAAAGACAUGCCCGGCGGAAGCUAUGGGUGAUAGUGGUGUAUUUGGACAUACAAACGUCGUUGAUCACAGGUCAGCAAUCGCUACUCCCGCAAGAUGAUCUUCCAGUCGGAACCGACCAUUGUGCACCAACGAGCUUGGAAGACUGCUUCGACAGCAUUGUUCCCCGAUUGCUUUCUACCAUACAUCGCUUUCUAUCCCGGAUCAAUUCGCAACACGAUCAGAUUACUUACGAUGAAGCGAGGCAGUAUAACCUCGAGAUACGCCAGAUGAUGUGCCAGACUUCAGACUUGCCUGGCAGCGACAACCUACGCUUGACGCUCGAUCUAUUCGUUUGUCGCGCACUAUCGAUUCUCCACGGACAAUUCGCACUCGCAUAUGAUGCUCGGUCCAUAUAUCCGGUCUCAUACCUAUCCUUUGUCGAUACCAAUCUUGCAAUGAUGAGACACCACCAACACCUCUCGUUGACACCGGGACAGAGCACGGACCUGGCAUUAGUUGCGCAACCAUAUAUGUUGGACUUCUUUGCAGCUGCACUGUCAACAUGUGUACAACUACUUUCCACGGACUCACCAUUUGAUUAUGCAGCAACACUCUGCAUUCUAAGGAAUUGUGUAGAGCUUAUUGGAAAAGAAGAGAGCAAGUCGUUGUGCUUUCGCACUGGAUACCACCUUCUCAGUUCCGUGUUCGAUCUGACAAACAGGACGUAUAUGACCAGCCAAUGAAGGGCGCCCUAUAUGACAUCGGAUCAAUGGUUAGAGAUGGCCUGUGAGCUAGCCAUAUCAUCUUAGGGUUUUUGCUUGUAGUAAACCACUCCAGUUUGUGGAGUUUGAGAUGAUGUCGUAAUAUAAAUUACUUGAUUCAUACACUAUCUACAUAACUACGAAUUCAGAAGCAGUCUCCUACA